AUGUCUCCCUCGCCGGAUUUUUCCGCAGAGUUUGGGCGCCAGACCUCGGACUUCCCGCGCCAGACCUCGGAGUUCGGGCGCCAGAUCACGGACUUCGGGCGCCAGAUCACGCCUCUGCCCGUGAGGUCGACGGCAUUUGCGCGGCAAACGAGUCCUUGGGAAGCCGGAGCCCUCAACGACUUGGAGGACUACAUCUUCUCUGGCCGCUUCGGCUCCCACGCACACCCAGAGAAAGGCGACGCAGAGGUCGCGCAGGGGGCCGUAUGUGUGGACUCCAGUUCCGCCGACGAGUCGGCAACAUCUUCAGAGGAUGGAGACGAAAGGCUCUCUUUGUGGACAUGGUGCACAGUCGGAUUGCCUUUGGGUGGCUUCUUUCUGGCUUUCUUGAAUGCCACUGUGACGGGCGUCGCCUAUGGCUUCUUCCUCGGAUACAUGGGCUUGGACUCGAAUGUCAUGAUGUCGAUCACAGCGCUCAUGAAGCUUCCACAAGUGCUGCUUCUUCCCUUUGGCGUGAUGAACGACUGCCUUCCCAUUUGCGGGUACAACAGGAAGCCAUAUUUCCUGGCCUCCUGGCUGAUCUGUGCUGGCGCGCUCUUGAUCAUGAGCUUGUGGUCACUUCCCGCCCCGUACUACUGCCAACAUCCUGACGGAAGCUACGACACGCUGUCGCCACCCUGCAAUCCAAGCAUCCAUGCAGAGAAGAACUGGUACGUCUUCCCCAUGUUCGUUCUUGUUGCAGGUGUGCAGCUGGGUUGCGUGGCAGGGGAGGGCCUUCUGUUGCAGUACUCGCAGCGCGAGCCUCUGGAGUGUCGCGGGAAGAUGAAGGCUGAGUUCACAAUGGUCACGAUGGCGGGCUCGCUCGCGGCCUCUGCAGUCAUUGGGGUCUUCAUGAACAGCAAGGAAUACUUGGGCACCUUCGACUGGGGUAUAUCCUUCAACGGCUUGAUGAUGGUGUGCUUCGUCAUCGCCGCCUUGUUGCUACUGAUCUGCAUGGUGAGUGUCCACGAGCCCAAGAAAGUCGAGCGGCCCACGUUCCGCGCCCACAUGGAAUCGUCCUGGAACUUGAUCCAAAGCAAGUGCUUGUCCUGCGUUCUGAUCUUCGCCUUCGUCUUCCAAUUCUUCGCGGGGUUAAGUACGACCGCGGCGCCCAUGGUCCGAAGCCAGUGGGCCGGAGUCCGGGUGUUGCAGCAGCAGAUGUUUCAGAUGGCCGGGAUGUUCGUGAUGAUGGUGGCCACCUGGGUCUACAAAGUCUACUUCUUGCAGUCCUGUUGGCGGAGAGCCAUUCUAACGGCUACUGUGAUGGUGACGGUCUUCGACUCCGUGCCGACUUUCUUGGCGAUUUUCGAUGUUGUCCGAGACCAGUACUUCUACUUGGGCGAGGAGAUUGUCGGGGCCGUGCCCACCACGGCUUUGGCCUUGAUCCUGAACUUGAUGGUCAUCGAACUCUCGGAGCCAGGGCAGGAAGGCUUGACAUACGGCCUCAUCGGCACGGUGAUGCACUCGAGUCAGCCGCUGUCCGUGGCUGUCUCCAACCAAGUCUCCUCCUUGUUCCAGCCCUCACUGUCCAAGCCCGAGAACUACCAAAGGGACGAAGAGAGCUUCCGCCGCACCGUGGCCUUGUCCUACACGCUCACCUACCUCUGCUCCAUGCUGGGGGCCCUGGCGCUCCCUCUGAUCCCUCGCCAGAAGCAGGAUGCCCAAGCAAGGAAGGGAAAGGGCCGCAACCGAUGCAUGACCGCGCUGGUCAUCUUGAUCCCAACCCUUUCCCUGUCCUACGGCAUCACCGUGCUCCUGUUGACCAGCCAGCCCCAGACCGCUUGCCUGCGCUUCGUGGGCGGCCCGGGCUGCGCCUGA
Molecule: messenger RNA, 1854 nt
Organism: Symbiodinium natans
Lineage: Eukaryota; Dinophyceae; Suessiales; Symbiodiniaceae
Source: the annotation of a GenBank genome assembly